Molecule: messenger RNA, 2469 nt
Organism: Gastrolobium bilobum
Lineage: Eukaryota; Viridiplantae; Streptophyta; Magnoliopsida; Fabales; Fabaceae
Product: sucrose synthase 5-like
Exons: 14
Coding region: 1-2469 (822 amino acids)
Biological process (GO): sucrose metabolic process
Molecular function (GO): sucrose synthase activity
Source: RefSeq, a predicted model, not a curated record
AUGGCUUCUGCACCAACUGAUAACAUGCCUGAUGCAUUGAGGCAGAGUAGGUACCAUAUUAAGAGGUGCUUUGCGAAGUACAUUGAAAAUGGGAGAAGGAUUAUAAAACUUCAUCACCUGAUGGAAGAAAUGGAGCAAGUUAUAAAUGACAAUAGUGACAGGAAUCAAGUAUUGGAAGGAAAUCUUGGCUUCAUAUUGAGCUCUACACAGGAAGCUGUUGUUGAUCCACCAUAUGUUGCCUUUGCAGUAAGGCCAAAUCCUGGAGUUUGGGAAUUUGUAAGAGUGAGCUCUGAGGACCUUUCAGUUGAGGGUAUCACCUCCACGGAUUACCUCAAAUUCAAGGAAAGGGUAUAUGAUGAAAAAUGGGCUAACAAUGAAAACGCAUUUGAAGCAGAUUUUGGAGCAUUUGAUUUCCCUAUUCCGAAAUUAACCCUGUCUUCUUCAAUUGGAAAUGGACUCCAUUUUGUUUCAAAGUUCUUAACUUCAAGGUUUAGUGGGAAUUUGACAAAAACACAGCCUAUAGUGGACUACUUGUUAUCUCUAAAUCAUCAAGGAGAAAGCCUGAUGAUAAAUAACACAUUGAGCACUGCACGAAAGCUUCAGCUGGCACUGAUAAUGGCUGAUGUAUACCUCUCGGCAAUUCCCAUAGAUACUCCCUACCAGGAUUUUGAGCUAAGCCUCAAGGAAUGGGGUUUUGAGAGAGGAUGGGGAGAUACUGCAGGAAGAGUGAAUGAGACAAUGGAAACUUUGUCAGAAAUACUCCAAGCUCCAGACCCAGUGAAUAUGGAGAAAUUUUUCAGCAGAGUUCCCACAAUAUUCAAUGUUGUGAUAUUCUCUAUUCAUGGCUAUUUUGGUCAAGCAAAUGUUCUUGGCUUGCCAGACACUGGUGGACAGGUAGUUUACAUAUUGGAUCAAGUUAGAGCUCUUGAAGCAGAGUUGCUGCUAAGAAUUAAGCAACAAGGACUAAAUGUGAAGCCUCAAAUUCUUGUGGUCACAAGGCUCAUACCUGAUGCUCAAGGAACCAAGUGCAAUCAGGAGUUGGAACCAAUCAUUGAUACCAAACACUCCAACAUUCUACGUGUGCCUUUUCAGACAGAGAAAGGAAUCCUGCGUCAAUGGGUUUCUCGCUUUGACAUUUAUCCUUAUCUUGAGAGGUUUACUCAGGAUGCCACAGCCAAGAUUCUCAACCUCAUGGAAGGAAAACCAGACCUUAUUAUAGGAAAUUACACUGACGGGAAUCUGGCAGCAUCUCUUAUGGCUAGGAAACUUGGGAUAACUCAGGGAACUAUAGCACAUGCUUUAGAGAAGACUAAGUAUGAAGAUUCAGAUGUCAAGUGGAAAGAAUUAGAUCCCAAGUAUCACUUCUCAUGCCAAUUCAUGGCUGAUACAAUAGCAAUGAAUGCAUCAGAUUUCAUCAUAACCAGCACAUAUCAGGAAAUUGCCGGAAGCAAAGAUAGACCUGGACAAUAUGAAAGUCAUGCUACAUUUACACUCCCAGGGCUCUGUAGGGUUGUUUCAGGAACAAAUGUAUUUGAUCCCAAGUUCAACAUAGCUGCACCUGGAGCUGACCAGUGUGUCUAUUUCCCUUACACAGAGAAAGGCAAAAGACUCACUCAAUUUCAUCCUGCCAUUGAAGACUUAUUGUACAGUAAAUUGGAUAACAAUGAGCAUAUUGGAUAUCUAGAAAACAGAAGAAAACCCAUCAUCUUCUCAAUGGCAAGGAUUGAUGUUGUGAAGAACUUAACCGGGUUAGUUGAGUGGUAUGGGAAGAACCUCAGAUUGAGAAACUUGGUGAACCUUGUCAUAGUUGGAGGCUUCUUUGACCCUUUGAAAUCCAAAGACAGGGAGGAAAUGGCAGAAAUAAGAAAGAUGCAUGGUUUGAUUGAAAAGUACAAACUCAAGGGUCAAUUCAGAUGGAUUGCUGCACAAACUGAUAGACACCGCAACGGAGAGCUUUACCGCUUCAUUGCUGACACAAAGGGAGCUUUUGUGCAGCCUGCUUUGUAUGAAGCAUUUGGUCUCACUGUCAUUGAAGCAAUGAACUGUGGUUUGCCUACCUUUGCUACCAACCAAGGAGGUCCAGCAGAAAUUAUUGUUGAUGGGGUCUGUGGUUUCCAUAUUGAUCCCCUCAAUGGAGAUGAAUCAAGCAACAAAAUUGCUGAUUUCUUUGAAAAAUGCCAAGUUGAUUCAACACAUUGGAAUAAAAUUUCAGAAGCUGGAUUGCAGCGCAUAAAUGAAUGCUAUACAUGGAAGAUCUAUGCAAACAAGUUGCUGAAUACGGGAAGCAUUUAUAGCUUCUGGAAGCGGGUAAAUAAUGAGCAAAAAGAGGCAAAGCAAACAUACAUUCACAUGUUCUAUAAUCUGAUGUUCAAGAAUUUGGUGAAGACAAUACCUGUUCCAAGUGAUGAACCUCAACAACCAGUGUCCAAGCAGCAGAGUCUCAAAAAACAUGGCACAAGAUGUGUAUAA